AUGGCUGGUUCUUUAUGUCGGUACCUAAAAAAGCGAAUUUUAAAGUUAAGGCUGGCGCUAAGGCCGAAGGGUUGAGGCUGAGACUGACACUGACAAAGAAAGGUCCCCACCGUGAAAUGGAUUGGUGAAAAAGUGGUACAUACAAGUUGUUGAGCAUUCUCAAAUUAGUAGAAAAACAAAAAAAAAUGUGAAACUGAAGUUGAGGUUAAGUUUAAAAUUGAGGUUGAAGUUGAGUUUAAAAUUGAGGUUAAGGUUGAGUUUAAGCUUGAGGUUGAGGUUGAGGUUGAGGUUAAGGUUUAAGUUGAAUUUGAGGCCAAGGCCGAUGCCAAGACUAAUGCUGAAGCUAAAGCGUAGAGCUGGAUUGAGUGCGGUAGGGUAGGGUAGAGUAAAGUAGGGUAGGGUAGGGUAGGGUAGGGUAGGGUAGGGCAGGGUAGGGUAGGGUAGGGUAGGGUAGGGUAGGGUAGGGUAGGGUAGGGUAGGGUAGGGUAGGGUAGGGUAGGACAGGAUAGGGUAGGGUAAAGUAGGGUAGGGUAGGGUAGGGUAUGAUAGGGUAGGAUAAAUUAAAAUACCUUUUAUACAAUAAACUUACUCAUGGUGGUUUUUUUGAUUUGACCUUUUUUUAUAAAAUCCUGGAAAUAAAUCGAUUAACUAUAAAUUCCGAGAACAUUGAACAUUUUUUGAUUUUAUUGUUCCAAAAUAAUUGCAUUUGCUUCGUAGUUGGAUACGUCGUGUUACAAGGGAUAAUGUAAUCAGAACGAGCGCACUUCCUUUUGUUUAUUGAGUAGCCGACAAUGUUCGCGAAUGGACUCAUCUGGACUACCAGGCAUCACUUUCCGCUAUUUUUGGCAUCACCAAAAAAUUUUUAAAAAAUUUUUUUAAAUUUUUUGUUUGCAUAAAAGUAUUUUGGUUAACUUAAGCUUAAAGAGGAGCUUUGGCGUCGGCUUGAGUUUAGGCCUAGAAGUUGACUUAAAAUCAGGUUUUGUCUUAGGUUCUGGUGUUGGCUUAGGCUUAAUCCUACUUUUUAGCUUAGGUUCUUGGGUUUUAAGUUUGAAGCUAAAGUUCCACUUAUGGCUUUGCCUGAAGCUUAGGCUUAAGUUUAGGCUUAGAUUUAGAUUUAGCUCAUGCUCAUGCUCAUGCUCAUGCUUAUGCUCAUGCUCAUGCUCAUGCUCAUGCUCAUGCUCAUGCUCAUGCUCAUGCUCAUGCUUAUGCUCAUGCUCAUGCUCAUGCUCAUGCUCAUGCUCAUGCUCAUGCUCAUGCUCAUGCUCAUGCUCAUGCUCAUGCUCAUGCUCAUGCUCAUGCUCAUGCUCAUGCUCAUGCUCAUGCUCAUGCUCAUGCUCAUGCUCAUGCUCAUGCUCAUGCUCAUGCUCAUGCUCAUGCUCAUGCUCAUGCUCAUGCUCAUGCUCAUGCUGGUGCUUAG
Molecule: messenger RNA, 1417 nt
Organism: Bursaphelenchus okinawaensis
Lineage: Eukaryota; Metazoa; Nematoda; Chromadorea; Rhabditida; Aphelenchoididae
Source: the annotation of a GenBank genome assembly